Molecule: messenger RNA, 2570 nt
Organism: Monomorium pharaonis (pharaoh ant)
Lineage: Eukaryota; Metazoa; Arthropoda; Insecta; Hymenoptera; Formicidae
Gene: Trhn
Product: tryptophan 5-hydroxylase 1
Exons: 12
Coding region: 440-2050 (536 amino acids)
Biological process (GO): serotonin biosynthetic process; aromatic amino acid metabolic process
Cellular component (GO): neuron projection
Molecular function (GO): tryptophan 5-monooxygenase activity; iron ion binding
Source: RefSeq, a predicted model, not a curated record
UUUAUUGAAAACUUUGCAAUUCUUGUGCGCGCUCCUCGUUACCGGUGCUCACAUCAUCUACUCCGUGGGCUCCAGUGACGUCACUCACGAGAAAUACAUUCGAGGACCAGCACCACUUGCCGCUAAACGGGGGUGAGCCAACACUUGUCUUCAACCCCAUGAGAAGUUUUAUCCGACCAAUGGGAAUCGCUGAUGCUGCCGUGCGCCGCCCAUUGCGAGAUCCUCACUGAGCGCGGACGAGGAGACCGAGGUAUUAAGAGGACUUUGAAGAUGGUACCGGCACACUGUUGCUCGUCUCCUUAAAGACAGCGAACCGUCAAUCAGUCACGAAGUUGUCUGUCGCGUCGCGCGAGAUAUUAAAAAAUAAAUUUCACCGAUAAACAAAACUAACAAAUCUCAUCACUAUUUUGCAAAUUCUUAGUUUGUCACAAAAGUCAUUAUGAGUGGGUCAGGGAAAAGUCUUCUCGGAGUGUGGCUGUACAGAAGAGGCGAAAGUUGGGCUGUUAAGGAAGGAAGUCCGCUACAUAAAUCACGCGACAUCCCCGAGAGUGAGAAUAAUCCAACUAAUGACAAUAAGAAUUCUGUGAUAUUUUCCCUAAAGAAUCAAGUUGGUGGUUUGGCACGAGCACUUCAAGUAUUUCAGGAUUUAGGAAUAAACGUUGUGCACAUCGAAUCAAGAAAGUCCACGCGCCGCGGUUCCGAGUACGAUAUCCUCGUGGAUGUCGAGUGCGACCCGAAGAGGAUGGAGCAAUUGAUGAAGCUACUAAGCCGCGAAGUAGCAGCUAUCAAUCUCUCCCAUUACGAGCAGAUUGGAAAUAUACCACGCAUGCCUUCUCUUUCGACCGCAGCAAGUUUUGAUUUUAGCGAGGUAGACAUGCCCUGGUUCCCGAGGAAGAUAUCGGAUCUCGAUCAAGCGCAGAAAGUUCUCAUGUACGGAUCGGAAUUGGACGCGGAUCAUCCCGGUUUCAAAGAUCCUGUGUAUCGUAAACGCCGCGAGGAAUUUGCCGAUAUUGCUUACAAUUACAGGCAUGGUCAACCGAUACCGAGAGUGCAAUACACGCCGGAAGAGAUCAACACAUGGGGAACUGUUUUUCGUGAACUGCACCAACUCUAUCAAAAAUACGCGUGCAAAGAAUAUCUGGAAAAUUGGCCGAAGCUAGUCAAGUAUUGCGGAUACAGAGAAGACAACAUACCACAGCUGCAGGAUAUAAACGUUUUUCUGAAGCGAACGACAGGAUUUCAACUUCGCCCAGUCGCGGGUUAUCUGACACCGCGGGAUUUCCUCGCCGGCCUCGCUUUCCGAGUGUUUCAUUGCACUCAAUACAUUCGACACUCUUCCGAUCCAUUUUACACACCAGAACCAGAUUGCUGCCACGAAUUACUGGGCCAUAUGCCGCUGCUUGCGAAUCCAAGCUUUGCGCAAUUCUCUCAAGAACUCGGUCUGGCUUCCCUCGGCGCGUCGGACGAAGAUAUAGACAAACUGGCGACCUUGUAUUUCUUCACGGUGGAAUUCGGACUAUGCAAACAAGACGGUAUGCUACGCGUUUACGGGGCCGGUCUGCUGUCAUCGGUAGCGGAAUUGCGACACGCGGUUACCACCCCCGAGAAGACCAUGAGAUUCGAACCGGACAUCACUUGCAAGCAGGAAUGCAUUAUCACAGCAUUUCAGAAUGCCUACUUUUAUACGGACAGUAUAGAAGAGGCAAAAGAGAAAAUGCGUGCAUUUGCGAAUCAGAUUCAACGUCCCUUCGGAAUACGUUACAACCCGUACAUCCAGUCGGUGGAGGUGUUGACGGACGCCCAGAAGAUCACAGCGGUAGUUAGCGAACUGCGGGGCGAUCUUUGUAUAGUAUCAAACGCUUUGAGAAAGAUCCAUGAACAGGACGAUACCGUGGAUGUCGAAAGGAUAACAAACCUGCUGACUCAUGGCAUAGAGUUGCCGCAAGACAACUCAUCCUCAGACAGCGACAAUAGUCCUAACGCCGAGGAUACUCGUUCUCGGGGAGAUCAACAAAUGCAUCGUGCUGAAGAUGUUAACAUGAAGAAUUAAAUGAUAUCAUCAUUAGUAUCUCUCGCCUAUUUAAUCCUAGGAAUCCGUCUUAAUCUUAAAAAAAUCUGCUUAAAAAGUUUAGAAAUGAAUUCCAACACAGAAAUCUCUUUGCUGUCUUACAAUCUUACUGUCAAAAAAUUUAGAAUUGCAGACAUAGGUAUAAAAUCUAAAGAUAUAAUUAUUAUGUGGAGCGAACCUAUAAAAUAGUAAAAAGCUUUAUGUAGAUAUAAUAGAUAAAUUCUCGGUAAAAAUAUAAAUUGGAACAUAAAUUGAAUAUAAGACGAGAAACAGAAACAUAAACUAUUAGAAAGCGUAAAUUAGAAUAAUAAAAUUCUUCUAGUUAACAUUUUAUAAAAUAUUCGUUUAUUUAUAUUAUUUUCCCCUUAUAUUGCACUUAUUCUCCAAUCUUUUGUUACAGAUUAAAAGCAAAUUAUCUUUAUUUAUUUAAUUCGCCUGCCUAAAAAUAAAAAUAUUGGUAACAUAAAUAAUACAAACAAUUUAAAAAUACAAAUACAUAAAA